GUCACGAAAACGAUCCACGAACGAAAAGAGUGCUUGGCAGCUUCGAUCGCGAUGUCUGAUGCGCCCAAGCCUCGCUCUGCUUUUUAUGCUGCCAACACAAGCCAAAAGAGUGAGUGAGUGAAAGAACCUUCCAUCCCUAAUCCGAAAGUGUCGCAAACCCACAAAAAAUAGGGAAGCGAAGCGGUCGCGAAGUUCCGAACGACAUUUUUUUGACAGUUUUUUCAGUGUUUGUAAACACAUUAAAAAUCAAUAUCCUUUUUUUGAAAAAUCCUUCCGGUCAGGCGAAGAAUUUCGUGAAAUAUUUGUGUGUCGCAAGCUGCAGUGGCAGCAGUACAUUUUGGUGAAGGAGGAGGAGAAGGCAUCAAGAGUGUUGGUCUGGGAAAAUAGUGAGCAGCUAUUAGAUGUGAAGUUUUUUUUUUCGUGUUUCUUGAGGAGUUUGAUUCGCUUUCUCGACGGCCAACGUGAGCAUUGCGAUUUGGUGUAGUCGGGUUUGCUGUAGCUGGUGUUGCUGCUGCUGCUGCUGCGGGGAAGGCGAACCUUGAGAGCCUCGCGUUUUUGUGUUCCUCCAUACAUCUCUUCUUCGUUGUCGCAGCAGUUGUCGUAUUCGAGACAUUGGUGUUGCGGUGGAUAGUAUAUUGUGCCAAGGCUUACGGCUCGUGAAAGGGCAUCGACCGAGACGGACGGUGGUGCGACCGUAAAAGGAACAACCGCAGCGAAUGGGUUAACAACGUUAGCCGUAGAGGAGUUCCAGAACCAGGAGCAAAACAAAACAACACCGCUAGAAGAAUGGAACAACUGCAGAUACAAACGACGGAACUACCGUUCUGUCGGCUAUGCUUCACUCAAGGUAUCGAACUGUACGAGAUCUUCCCAGGCGCAGGCAAUGACAACGAAUCUCUGCUCAUCAAGAUUAUGGACUGCGUUACCGUGGCCAUAACGUUCGAUGAUGACUACAAUUCAUACAUCUGCGCCAAGUGCGUUACCACCAUCGAAGAGUUUUACGAAUACAAGGAAAAAUGCAAGGAAAACGAUACACUUCUGCGCGAGAAGCGAAAAUCGGUCGACCAGACUGCAAUCUACAAUGUGGUCAACAUGCAACCGGAAGAGGAGGUCGUCAACGCCAACGGCAGCAAUGGAGCAGUCCAGGAGUUGGCCAUCGAUGACCAGCAAAUUGGUCUCGAGCAUCGUAUCAGUAUAGAAGGUGGAGCCCCACUCAAUGGCAACAUAAUCGAAUUCAAGAAGCAACUGUUCACCGCUUCACCCGAACAGCUUGGCAUUUGGAUUUGCGUCGCUUCCGGCAGUGACAUUCAAUGUCCUGCGAUGAUUCAGGUCGACGAAAACGUUCAGGUCGUAGCAGAAAUUGGACAACACAACCACGGACUUCCAGUAUCGGUAACUGAUAAUCCUCCACAAGACACGAAACCUCAGAUGACUACACCGGAACCCCAACUACAACAACAGCAGCAACAGCAACAACAACAACUACAACAAGAACAACAACAACAACAGCAACUACAACAACAACAACAACAACAAGAACAGCCUCAACAGCAGCAGCCACAAGUACCGCAACAACAAAUCGUUGUUACUGGAUCGACGAAGGUUUCCGGUGCCGCUAGCACCAGCACCACUGCUCCAAGUUGUGCCAGCAAGAAACGCAAGUCGAAAGACCAACCUAGUAAGAGAAAAAUCUCCAACGACAUCCUCGUUGGGGACGGUUGGCUUGUGGACGUUGAAAGUCAACAGCGUCAUCACUAUCAACUCGUCACAAAGGAUGGCUAUCAAACGUUCCUGAUCUUCAAUGGGUAUCGUUUUCGCACCCAGCAGAAGAUCCGUAACGGUAUUGCAUCGUGGAAAUGCGCCUGGAAUGGACGCAAGGGAUGUCAAGCGAUUUUGCACAUCACCGAGGACUACCAGAAAGUGAAAGAAGUCGGCAAUCCACACAAUCAUGAACCGUCAUUGCGCGAUCGGAUGAUAUGCGGUGGCAAACCGACCAACGGCAGUGACUCCAUGCUCCUUGGCUCUGAUGGGGAGGAAAGUUUGCAUGCAGGAUCUGAGUUGCAGCACAUUACCAUCGCCGCAGCAAUCGCAGGACACGGAGCCACUAGUAGUAACAGCAACAGUUCGACACUGGGCAAUGCCGUGACGGCUACAAUAACAGGAGGUGGUGGCCCGAGUUCCACCAUCGUCACCAGCAAUGCAGUAUCGAAUCUCGACGUGGUAACAACAUCGGUGAGCCACAGUUCAUCGCUGGAGCACCUGUCCACAUCCGAGAUCGUAGAUUUCGUUCAACAGAGCAGCAGCGGUAGUGACCAGAUGGUGACAACGGUAGUGGAUGCCGAUUCGCACCAUGCGGCCGUCGUCGGAGGCGUCGGGUCUGUCGUCAGCGUGGUGGACGACGACGUGGGUAAAGACGACACUGCAAUGCCGAUGGACAUUGAGGAAAUUAUACGUCCCCACGUGGUUCUGCAUCCGACUAACGAGUAAUUGGAAUACGGAAGAACCGUGAAAUGCGAAUGGAAGGAAAAUUAUUAGAAUGACAAGAAAAAAAAAACAGUGCGGAUAUUCUCAACCCUAAAAUAUAUAUUUUUAAAUUGUGUAGCAACGUGAGCGCAGGAUCCUAGGGGUUUUAAGCAAGAAGACUAGUUUUUAAGAAGUACGAUUAUGGAUAAGCAUAAGGAGUCGGAAAGCAGUAUAAGUAUGAACGUAGCCGGUAAGUAUACAUCUAAGCCUCUUUGUGUAAAUUGCCAAACUUAAUAAACAGUAAUAAACUACAAUACAA
This is a messenger RNA of Ochlerotatus camptorhynchus, 2782 nucleotides long. RefSeq names its product probable serine/threonine-protein kinase tsuA. Gene Ontology annotation, cellular component: nucleus. Bases 787 to 2487 code for a protein of 566 amino acids. Lineage: Eukaryota; Metazoa; Arthropoda; Insecta; Diptera; Culicidae. Gene Ontology annotation, molecular function: zinc ion binding. The record is from RefSeq and is a predicted model, not a curated record. The transcript is spliced from 4 exons.